UCACUUGAUUUGACGUCAUCGCAACGCUGGAGUUAAAGAUGGCGGAUAGUCACGUCUUCACUUCUGUGUAAAUAAAGUAUCGGGUUAAAAACAGCGGAACAGUGACCCGCCACGCGGCCUCAAGUGUCAGUUUUCGGACUUUCGGAGCUCAGAGAUCUCGGGACAUAUCGAGUUAUCAGAGCGCGGAGCGGCGGUGGUGCUGUGAGGCUGCUCGAUCGUGUCUGGCUCUGUAUGAAGAAGCUGCUCCUGUGAAGCUAUGAAGCGUCUAUAAGUGGUAGUGGUGGGGUGUGUGUGCGCGUACGCCCGCGGGAUGGAGAGCGACUGCAGGAUCCCGAUGGCCUGUCUGAGACCCCGAGUGCUGGCUCUGCACGCGCUCUUCUGGGGUCUGGUGUCUCUCAGAGUGUUUGGGGCUGCACUUCUUAGUGAAGAGAAAUCCGCAGUAACAAAGUCUGUGACCAUGCCAUGUUGGCAACUGGAAGAGUUCGUAGUUGCUGCCGAGUGCACCCUAUGUAAUGCUUUCCAAACGAAGACAGAAGUGGCCUGUCGCCAGACAGGAUAUGUGGAGAGGAUUAACUGUACCAAGUCCAACAAAGAUGAGUUGAAGAGUUGCCGCUCAGCAACAAUGGAGGAGCACCUGUUCUGGAAGUUUGAAGGUGCCGUGCUGGGGCUCACUGUUAUCUUUGCCCUAGUGGUGGUCGCCCGGCAACGCUCCUUAGACCGGCAAGCCUCGGAAAAGGUUCGCAGGCAGAUAGAAUCUAUUUAGUACUUAAAACUGAAUUAAGAACUGUUGCACAAAUCUGAUCAGGAGGUCCAGUCCUCUGAAGUUACAGCAAGGGUCAGCAUUUUUUCAGUGUUAUAGCACAGCUGUAGUAACCAGUUCACCUCCCAGGUUUACUGGUUCAGCAUGGGUUGUGAUCAGUGGACACUCCUGCACAAAACUUGCCACAGCUGGCUGAAUGGACGAAAGAUUCCUUUACAUUCUGACAUUAAAUGUGGAUGGCAGAUUCUGCCUCCUUGCAGAAUUGACCCUUUUCCCAGGUAAUCCAUGCUAUGCCACAGUGAUCUUGUUUUAACUGUGAACUUUCAAGGAUUUGAAUUGGGGAUUCAGCCUCCAAAAGAAAUGGAGAAUCAAACACGAACAGACAUUACAUGAGAAACAACUGACAGUUUGCUAAGACCUGAGAUUUGGAAAAGUUUCUGUUUCUGUGCAUAUAGUGUAUGGCUAAAGGUACGUUUUCACUAACACUGUGCUGAUCUUAUGUACAGGGAGAGUAUGUGAGUUUAUUUGUUUCAAAUGACCAUGUGUUUUAAAAGUACUGGAAACUUGUGGUAUUUGGCUUUGAAUCUGAAAAAUAUGAUUUGUCUUGGAAGUGUCUGAAACUGACGUUUUUAAUUAUAAAACUUUGGCCCUGCAUUUUUUAAAGUGUAUUCCAUAUCAUACUGGACUGAAUGUAAUUAUUGACACUGAAAAAAUGGUUGCUUGCCACUUUGGUUGUAGACAUAAUUUUCCAGUACAUAAGAGUUGUGAAAAUGUUCAGAUGUCCAUUAUUAAGUAGUCAGAUUUACAGAUCUCACAACUCAAUUUAUUUACAAAUUUUCAGUUUUUAAUUCAUAAAAUUAUACAGAAUGUUUUUCUAGCCCUGUCGGUUUCACCAUGGCAUCAAAUACAGAUUGACCACUGUUCUCUCUGUCAUGCUGUGCAUAGUUUUCAGUGUAUGUGUAAUGUUUUGCCUGCUUAAUAUUUGACUUGUACAAUGUACUGAUGACGCGCUGGGCACUGCACUGAUUGCCGCUGCUGACUUCUCUCAACCUAAAACUCUGCUGUUUUAAUCUGUCUGUUAAAAAUGUAGUAAAUCUGCAUUAUGUUGAAUAACAUGCACAUGUUUCUGUUUUAAAUUGCUUUUUGAAGUGGUAGACAUGUAUAGUAAAUACCUAUCUUUUUUUAAACUUCGGUACAAGCCAGGCUUGAACCUGUGCUUCCAGUGAUACAGCUGUUCUUUUUAUUUUUCUACACCAUAUUCCUCUGGUCAUGUGUGAUCUGGCAGGGUGAAGCCAGUUUGCAAAGUCAUGUCUCAUCUAUUUUGUUGCUGCACAGGAUUACAAGUAAAGAAACAGCUGCAUGUUCCUGGCUAGGGUCUUCUCUUUGGCUAGUUUUACUGGCCCACCCAAACUGUAGAUAAUGUAUUUUUUAUGAAAGAUGCGAUAUGUUUCCUAUUCUCUGUAUUUAAAGGGGGAAUGGAGGAAUAAAUUAAACAGAGAGAGUUCUUACUGUA
Molecule: messenger RNA, 2273 nt
Organism: Colossoma macropomum (tambaqui)
Lineage: Eukaryota; Metazoa; Chordata; Actinopteri; Characiformes; Serrasalmidae
Gene: jtb
Product: jumping translocation breakpoint
Exons: 6
Coding region: 311-763 (150 amino acids)
Biological process (GO): mitotic cytokinesis
Cellular component (GO): cytoplasm; membrane; midbody
Source: RefSeq, a predicted model, not a curated record